UAUUGUAACCCCCUAAACGAUUGGGGAGCCUCUGCCAUUACUCUAUUAGCAUCAUCAUCAUUUAUCAGUGGUUGACAACGUAAGACAGGAGCUUUGCAACGCUUCAACAAACAUGGAAACAGCUUCAGACUACGGAGCAUUCAUGGAUAAAUUCAUUUUACCACCAAGUUCUUCACCUGGUCUUCCUUUGAAUUCACUUACCUUUGCAAUCAAAGACAUAUUCGACGUGGAAGGGUAUGUGACUGGCUUCGGGAGUCCUGAUUGGGCAAGGACUCAUCCGGUGGCUACGUCUACUGCUCCAACAGUUUUGGCUCUCCUCAGAGCAGGUGCCACUUCUGUUGGUAAAACUGUCUUGGACGAAAUGGCUUACAGUAUAAACGGAGAGAACAAACAUUAUGGGACACCUAGAAAUCCCUGUGCGGCAGAUCGGGUUCCUGGAGGAUCUUCUAGUGGCUCUGCUGUUGCAGUUGCUGCAAAGCUUGUGGAUUUCUCAUUAGGAACUGAUACCGGAGGAAGUGUAAGAGUGCCGGCAGCAUACUGUGGGAUUUUUGGUUUUCGUCCAUCUCAUGGUGCUAUCUCAACAUCAGGAGUUAUUCCUUUGGCACAAAGUUUUGAUACUGUGGGAUGGUUUGCUAGGGAUCCAAUGAUUUUGGGUAGAGUUGGACGUGUACUUCUACAAUUGCCAGACGUAGCACCUGUUAGACCUACUUGCAUUAUCAUUGCAGAAGACUGUUUCCAGCUUUCAAGUAUUCCAUACGAUCAACUUACAGGAGCUGUCAUCAAAGCAAUAGACAAGUUAUAUGGAGGUGAUGUAUUAAAGCAUAAAAUCCUUGGUGACUAUGUGAAGGCCAAUGUUCCAAGUUUGAAGCAUUUCAUGAGUAAAGAGAAUACUGACCAAGUAUAUAACAUUGCAUCACUGGCUGCACUUGAAAGUGCUUUGCGAAAGCUUCAGAGGUAUGAAUUCAAGAAUAACCAUGGUGAAUGGGUUAGUGCUGUCAAACCUGAUUUAGAUCCUGGAAUUUCAGAACGUGUAUCAGAAGCCCUAAGGUCAACAGGGGAGAACAUUGAUAUGUCUCAUUCUGUAAAAGGGGAACUGCGUGAUGCUCUUACUGCUCUUCUUGGGGAUUUUGGUGUUCUCAUGAUCCCCACGCUUCCAGGGCCUCCACCAAAACUGCAAACAAAUGCAUCUGAAUUAGAAAUUUUUCGUGCAAGGGCUUUUAGCCUGCUGUCCAUUGUUGGAGUAUCUGGAUUUUGCCAGGUAAACAUACCACUGGGGAUGUAUAAUAAUCUUCCUAUAUCAAUUUCUCUGGUGGCCAGACAUGGUGCAGAUGGAUUCUUGCUUCACCUUGUUGAGGUUCUUUAUGACAGGAUUAAAGGAGAGGAAUCAGCUUAGUCAGCAUAAGUUACUUUAAUCUGACUGCAAGGAUGUCACUGUGUUAUAAGUAUGCAUACUGUGUCAAAGCUGGGAGAGAAGCACAACCUGAACUACUGGCAAAAAUAAAAGGAGGGUAAAUAGUGUCAAGGAAAUCCUUGCUUCUCUGACGCAUCCUCUUCACUUCAAACAUGAUAAAGAGUACAAUAAGUCAUUAAGUCAUACUAUAGAUAUUAUGCUUGCUUGGUUAUGAAAGCAUAAAAGCCACACUGAAAUAAAUGAAACUUACUUUAAUACCAUAUCAUGAUAUCAGUUGGUUCCAUGAAGAAUUAGAUAUUAAAUUGUGUCGGUUACUCACAGAGGGAUAUGUGGAAAAGCACCAUCCAGUUAUCACUCCAACCACCAUCUUUUCUUUUUGUAUAGCAGGGCAUACACUCCGCUAGACCGCUACGACUUGCAUUAUUUUCUUUUUGUCAAAGUGGGCUUUUGCUUUUUUAAAUAAAAAAAUAAACUUAACUCAUGUAAUUUAUGUUUUUAUCAG
Gastrolobium bilobum is the source of this 1913-nucleotide messenger RNA. Its product is annotated as amidase 1-like. The transcript has 10 exons. Bases 113 to 1393 code for a protein of 426 amino acids. The record is from RefSeq and is a predicted model, not a curated record. NCBI's taxonomy places the organism in Eukaryota, Viridiplantae, Streptophyta, Magnoliopsida, Fabales, Fabaceae.